AACUACCCUACAUUCAUUACAGCAUCGUCGGUCGUAUACUUCUUAGAAGCCACCAUUCUAAGCACAGUUAAACACACUUAACGUCAUUAUGGUUGCCGUCCUCCUUACCCGUGGCCCCGCUACGGCCAUUGCACUCCUUACUGCAGUUGCUUCACUUACUGGUGGUGUGUUCUUUACCGCCUUACGAAAUUCGGUCAUCGACUGUUCCAGCGGCUCAGCAACCCAUAAGGCUUGCGUGGUUUCUGUAGUUGAAACGACUUUUACAGCUCUCAUUACAGUUAGCGCCGCUGGUGGAGCACUUUUCAUUGGACUUUCAUCUCCUACCCCUAGGGAUCUCUCUGGAUCUUCAGCUCUCUUCCGUCUGGAUGGCCAAGACAUUGACUGGCAUGACGGUAUGGGCAGCCACAGGUUUGGCCUGAAUCGUACCCUUGCCGAUCCCGCCGUCGUUGAGUACCAGCUCAACUCAACCUCACAUGUGGCCAAGUACCUUUCAUACCAAACUGAAGAGGGACACUUGGUCAUGCGUCACGACACUGGCAUAGAUGUGGCUCACGGACUGCUGAAGCGUGGCACCUGCCGUGCUUACCUCGACACCGUUAUUUUCGGUGACGAUUUGAGUGCUUCCCAACUUGCAUCUGCCAUCCCUGCUGCUCAGUACCAGGCGGGAGCUACUGCCCUCGUCGAUCACAUGACCAAUUUCCAAAAAGACUAUGGCUGCAUUGAGCUCCAGGCCUUGAGUGGCGCUACAGCGACUGGAAACGCGGCACGGUUGGCGUUUGGAGCAUCAUGCUCCCAGAGCAUUCCAAACGUUCCCAACUGCAGAACUGCAGACUACAACCUCGUACUGGCCAAAAUGACCGAGUCGUAGAGACGCUACGCAUUGAAAGAUACCUUUUUGUUAAAGGAAAUACUCUCCCUUUCUAUGUAAGAAGCAACUUAGUGC
Molecule: messenger RNA, 943 nt
Organism: Didymella exigua CBS 183.55
Lineage: Eukaryota; Fungi; Ascomycota; Dothideomycetes; Pleosporales; Didymellaceae
Exons: 1
Coding region: 89-868 (259 amino acids)
Source: RefSeq, a predicted model, not a curated record